UUUUGCUGGUCUGGACUUCCGGUUGAGAAGUGCCCCUGUUUUCUCUACAAAAGAUAGAUAUGCCGAGCAAAAAGAAGAAGUAUAAUUCAAGGUUUCCCCCGGCAAGAAUAAAGAAGAUCAUGCAAACGGAUGAUGAAGUUGGAAAAGUGGCUGCGGCUGUUCCGGUUAUUAUUUCCAGAGCUUUAGAGCUCUUCAUUGAAUCUCUCAUUCUUAAGACCAAUGAAACUACAACAGCGAAAAAUGCAAAAACCCUAACAACAUCUCACAUAAAGCAGACAAUUCAGGCUGAGAAGAAGUUUGACUUCCUUCGAGACCUUGUGUCCAGCAUUCCGGACCACCAGACUGAAGAUGAUGGUGGGGAGAACUCAGGGGCCGCUGAACCCAAGAAACCCAGAGGGCCGCGUGGACCCCGGAAGCCCAGAGAUGGCACUAGCGCAAGGAAGAGGACAGGGAGAAAGUCAUCAUCAGAAAGUUCGGAACCUAAUGCAAAUGAGGAUGACGAGGAAACAGAAACCGAUGAGGAGGAGAACAAUGGGACAUCAGCACCCCCAACCCCUGUGAUGACCUCCCCCUCUACCAGCCAGCAGCUGAAUUCACCCCCAACAGCUCACAUCCCAGCGCCACACAUCCCCCCACAUGUGCAGUCACUCCCACCACAGAUGCCUUUCAACAGCAUCCCGUAUUCGAUGCCCCCCAUGUCUCAGGUCCCCAGUAUGCCGUCGGUGUCGGGCAUGUCAUCCUCGUUGCCGCAGCAGAAAAUAGUGGAGGACGAUGACUAUGAUACUUGAUUCCACACAACUGACAUUAGUUAACCACAGUUAAGGACAGCAGCUAAUGAGAAAUAUCCUGAUCUCUUGUUUUAAAAACUGGCUGCUGAACUCUCCAUGUUUUAAUCCCCAUGUUACAUAUGUUAUUCAUGGUUUUAAUGUGGACAUCUCUUUGUUAUUGAAUGUUCAGUGAAAAUGUUGUACUUAUAAAGUAUAAUAUUAUGACAGGCA
Molecule: messenger RNA, 998 nt
Organism: Haliotis rubra (blacklip abalone)
Lineage: Eukaryota; Metazoa; Mollusca; Gastropoda; Lepetellida; Haliotidae
Product: dr1-associated corepressor-like
Exons: 7
Coding region: 60-788 (242 amino acids)
Biological process (GO): negative regulation of transcription by RNA polymerase II; positive regulation of transcription by RNA polymerase II; transcription by RNA polymerase II
Cellular component (GO): negative cofactor 2 complex; nucleus
Molecular function (GO): transcription coactivator activity; protein heterodimerization activity; core promoter sequence-specific DNA binding
Source: RefSeq, a predicted model, not a curated record